This is a messenger RNA of Drosophila subpulchrella, 2497 nucleotides long. RefSeq names its product bifunctional 3'-phosphoadenosine 5'-phosphosulfate synthase (gene Papss). The record is from RefSeq and is a predicted model, not a curated record. Lineage: Eukaryota; Metazoa; Arthropoda; Insecta; Diptera; Drosophilidae. Gene Ontology annotation, biological process: sulfate assimilation; 3'-phosphoadenosine 5'-phosphosulfate biosynthetic process. Gene Ontology annotation, molecular function: ATP binding; sulfate adenylyltransferase (ATP) activity; adenylylsulfate kinase activity. The transcript is spliced from 4 exons. Bases 297 to 2186 code for a protein of 629 amino acids.
GCAUGUGAAUUAGAAAUAAAACAUUUUUCUAACGCAUAUUUUGGAGGUUUAGUUAAAUUAGGACUAAGGUUUGAACCAGUUAGUGCAUUGGUUUAGCUGCUGCGAGUGGGACACCUAUUGGCAAGCCGAAAAAACACUUGCAAGUCGCGUCCGUGGCAUAUUUCAUUCAUCGAUUGGCCCGAAAUUCGUUUCGAAGUGCUACUUUUCGCAGUUUGGCAGUAUUGUUUGCAAGAGGACGUGUUUUUUAGUGGGUCACCGUCGUACUCAUCAUAUCGUAGCUUAGUUCCAGUCCAGAAAUGAGCGAGGUGCCGGAGAGCAGUAAAAAGCGUCUGAAGACGUGCCUACAGGUGGCGACGAAUGUGACCGAGCAGAAGCACCAUGUCACCCGGGAGACGCGCGGCAAGAAUCUGGGCCUGUGCCGGGGCUUCCGAGGAUGCACCGUGUGGCUGACGGGCCUUAGUGGUGCUGGAAAGACCUCGAUUGCCUUCGAGCUGGAGGCCUAUCUGGUGUCCCGGGGCAUUCCGGCCUACGGACUGGACGGCGACAACAUCCGCACCGGACUGAACAAGAACCUGGGCUUCACGCCCGCCGAGCGCGAGGAGAACAUCCGCCGCGUGGGCGAGGUGGCCAAGCUGUUCGCCGACAGCGGAGUGGUGGCCAUCUGCAGCUUCGUGUCCCCCUUCGCCGACGACCGUGAGAUGGCGCGCAAGAUCCACAAGGACGCGGGCCUCAAGUUCUUCGAGAUAUUCGUGGACACACCGCUGGACGUGUGCGAGACACGCGACGUGAAGGGACUCUACAAGAAGGCGCGCGAGGGCGUCAUCAAGGGCUUCACGGGCAUCACGCAGGAGUACGAGCGUCCUCAGAUGCCGGAACUGGUGGUCAAUACCCACGGCUAUACGGUGCGCGAGUCCACGCAAAAGCUGGUGACAUUGCUUGAGCAGGAGGGCAUCAUUCCGCGCUCGCUGCGCGACGUGGACCAACUGCCGGAGCUGUAUCCCAGCGAGUCCAUUGCCACGGAGGCACUGCGCCACGAGGCCGAGUCGCUGCAGGCCAUCGAGAUUAGCACCGUGGAGUUGCAGUGGGUGCAGGUGCUGGCCGAGGGCUGGGCCUAUCCACUACGCGGUUUCAUGCGCGAGGACGAAUACCUGCAGACGCUGCACUUCAACACACUCCAGAGCGGCAUGGAUGGCUCGUAUCGCGAGAACCACUCGGUGCCCAUUGUUCUGAGCGCAAGUCAGGCGGACAAGGAUCGUCUGGAUGGCUCCUCCUCGCUGACCCUUAAGUACCAAGGCAAGCCGGUGGCCAUUCUGCGUCGCCCGGAGUUCUACUACCAGCGCAAGGAGGAGCGCCUGGCCCGCCAGUUCGGCACCAGCAAUCCCAAUCAUCCGUACAGCAAGCAGGUCUACGAGUCCGGCGAUUAUCUGGUCGGCGGUGAUCUGGCUGUGAUCGAACGAAUUCGCUGGGAUGAUGGAUUGGAUCAGUAUAGGCUGACGCCCAACGAGCUGAGGUGCCGGUUCAAGGAGCUCAACGCCGACGCCAUUUUCGCCUUCCAGUUGCGCAAUCCCAUCCACAAUGGGCACGCCCUGCUCAUGCAGGACACUCGCCGCCAGCUGCUCGAUCGCGGCUUUAAGCAGCCGGUGCUCCUACUCCAUCCUCUGGGCGGCUGGACCAAGGACGACGAUGUGCCGCUCGAUGUGCGCAUGAGGCAGCACCAGGCCGUCCUCGAUGCCGGGGUGCUGCGCCGUGAGGAAACUGUGCUGGCCAUCUUCCCCUCUCCUAUGAUGUACGCCGGUCCCACGGAGGUGCAGUGGCACGCCAAGGCGCGCAUGAACGCCGGCGCCAACUUCUACAUCGUGGGACGCGAUCCGGCGGGCAUGCCGCAUCCGGACAAGGAGGCAUACCCGGAUGGCAACCUGUACGACGCCACCCACGGAGCACGAGUGCUAAAGAUGGCCCAGGGUCUGGACAGCAUGGAGAUCCUGCCCUUCCGCGUUGCUGCCUAUGACAAAAGCGCCAGCAGAAUGGCUUUCUUCGAACCAAAGCGCAAGGAUGAAUUCGAGUUCAUCUCGGGGACUAAGAUGCGCACCCUGGCCAAAACAGGGGCCAGUCCUCCGGAUGGUUUCAUGGAGCCGGAGGCGUGGCGCAUCCUGUCCACUUAUUACCAGAACCUGCCGCAGGCGUAACCCGCUGCCAACAGACGACCAGCAACGUGCAAUUCCUCCUAGUUAUAGCUUAUGUGCUUAUUAUACAUGUUCCCACUCUAUGCCCAGCUUAUCACUCAACAUAUUGUCUGUCCAUUGUUAUUAACCCAAAUCCGGGCCAGUCCCUGUGUGUGUGAAUGUUGUGCUCCUCCUAAUUAAAUGUUCGUAUCGUACAAUCUAUUUGUAUCUACACUUAAGUCACCAAUUCUCUGUUUAUCUUAAGCAAAAUGUCGUGCAGCUAUUUUGUGGACGGUUUUUUAAAUACAUAUACAAAUAAUUAUUUAGUAUCAGCA